This is a messenger RNA of Oncorhynchus kisutch (coho salmon), 5151 nucleotides long. Its product is annotated as E3 ubiquitin-protein ligase arih1. Lineage: Eukaryota; Metazoa; Chordata; Actinopteri; Salmoniformes; Salmonidae. The transcript has 14 exons. Gene Ontology annotation, biological process: protein ubiquitination. Gene Ontology annotation, molecular function: ubiquitin-protein transferase activity; zinc ion binding. The record is from RefSeq and is a predicted model, not a curated record. Bases 274 to 1857 code for a protein of 527 amino acids.
AGCCACGACCCUGUUUUUAUUCGCCCCUAGUCAUCCAACUGACGUGCGUCACGACGCCGCGUCUCUUUGUGCGCGGUUUCAUCUAGCGGCGACAUUUGUUGUUAUUUUCACUACAACUGAAAAAAAAUACAAGACCGACCCGACCGUGUGUGUGUGUUUUGUUGUUUUUUUGUUGCUGUUGUUGUUGUUUGGAUCCAUUCCAUAACAAGCAAACUGCCCCAUUCCAAGCAUCUACAUCGGUUUGUCACAUUCUCGAUUAUUAUUAACAGAGUAAUGGACUCAGACGAAGGUUAUAACUAUGACUUCGACGAGGACGAAUGUAGCGAAGACAGCGGCGCAGAGGAACCGGGGGAAGACACCCUGGAGUUAGGCGAGGACGAGGUGGAACUGGUCGAUCCCGCCGAGGCCGGAGGGGAACGGGACGAAGGUUUGGAGACCGGGGGAAGUGGUCAUGGGACCGGGCAAGAGGAAGAGGACUACCGCUUCGAAGUGCUGACUGCCGAGCAGAUACUCCAGCAUAUGGUAGAGUGUAUCAGGGAGGUCAACGAGGUCAUCCAGAAUCCUGCAACAAUCACCAGGAUCCUUCUGAGUCACUUCAACUGGGACAGAGAGAAGCUCAUGGAAAGGUAUUUUGACGGUAAUGUGGAUAAGCUGUUCUCAGAGUGCCACGUCAUCAACCCCUGUAAGAAGUCGAGGACCAGACUGAUGAGCACAAGAUCCGCUGCCCAGGACCUGCCGUGUCAGAUCUGCUAUCUAAACUACCCAAACUCAUAUUUCACUGGCUUGGAGUGUGGACACAAGUUCUGUCUGCAGUGCUGGGGAGAUUACCUGACAACCAAAAUCAUUGAGGAGGGGGUGGGACAGACCAUCUCCUGCCCUGCCCAUAGUUGUGACAUCUUAGUGGAUGACAACACAGUCAUGCGACUCAUAACAGACUCUAAAGUGAAGCUGAAGUACCAACAUUUAAUUACCAAUAGUUUUGUAGAGUGUAAUAGACUGUUGAAGUGGUGUCCCGCACCAGACUGCCAUCACGUCGUUAAAGUCCAGUACCCCGACGCCAAGCCGGUCAGGUGCAAGUGUGGUCGACAGUUCUGCUUCAACUGUGGGGAGAACUGGCACGAUCCUGUCAAGUGUAAGUGGCUGAGAAAGUGGAUUAAAAAGUGUGACGAUGACAGUGAAACAUCCAACUGGAUUGCAGCUAAUACCAAGGAGUGUCCAAAGUGUCACGUGACCAUUGAGAAGGACGGCGGCUGCAAUCACAUGGUGUGUCGGAACCAGAGCUGUAAAGCUGAGUUCUGUUGGGUCUGUCUGGGGCCCUGGGAACCACACGGCUCAGCAUGGUACAACUGCAACCGCUACAAUGAAGACGAUGCCAAGGCAGCCAGAGAUGCACAGGAGCGCUCCAGAGCAAUGUUACAGCGGUACCUGUUCUACUGCAACCGUUACAUGAACCACAUGCAGUCGCUGCGCUUCGAGCACAAGCUGUACGCCGGGGUCAAGGCCAAGAUGGAGGAGAUGCAGCAGCACAACAUGUCCUGGAUCGAGGUGCAGUUCCUGAAGAAGGCCGUGGACGUGCUGUGUCAGUGUCGCUCCACACUCAUGUUCACCUACGUCUUCGCCUUCUACCUGAAGAAGAACAACCAGUCCAUCAUCUUUGAGAACAACCAGGCGGACCUGGAGAACUGCACAGAGACGUUGUCAGGAUAUCUGGAGAGGGACAUCUCCCAGGAUUCCUUGCAGGAUAUCAAGCAAAAAGUACAAGAUAAAUACAGAUAUUGUGAGAGCCGGCGGAGGGUGCUGCUACAACACGUUCAUGAAGGCUAUGAAAAGGACCAAUGGGAGUACAUAGAGGAUUAAGAAGGACCAAUGGGAGUACAUUGGCCUCUCCUCAUGGACCAUCUCUAGAGAGAAUAUAUUUUCUUUGCCCCUCUCUCUCCUCAUGGACCAUCUCUAGAGAAUAUUUGUUCUUAGUCCUUGAGGAGAGGAUAUCUGUGUUCUGUAAGUGUUUCUCUCUACUGUCUCUACCCUCUCCACACCAUCUCUGAGUAUCUCUUCUCUAGAGAAUAGAAUAUCUCUUUCUUCUACCUUCUGCACCAUCACCAUGGACUAUCUCCUAGUUUAGAGGAUAUCUCCUGGGACACCACCCACCAUUACAUCCUACUCACCUCCCUGGUUGAAUGGAAACUUUCAAAGGAAAUCAUCAAUAAGAGGGUAGAAUAUUAAAACAGUGUUGUUAACAACAGUGUGAGAAGACUGACCAUUCAAGAGUGGAUCGAUUUCUGGUCCCAGUCCAUCCCUCCUGGCCGGUGUUACUGAACUGCAUCAGAUUUCAUAUGACUGCCAAAAAAGGGGCAUAGAUCACAUCGAAAAUCAGCUAGAACAGCUGCUUCACAUAGAGCUGUGACAUCUAGAACAGCUGCUUCACAUAGAGCUGUGACAUCUAGAACAGCUGCUUCACAUAGAGCUGUGACAUCUAGAACAGCUGCUGCAGUUAAGUCUGAAGGUGACACCAAAGUGGCCAUCGGUCAAAACCAAUCCUUUUUUUUGCCCCAGUCGUUUUGGCAAAUUUAGGACUCGUUCUCGCCCCCAAAAUGCUUAUGUGUUGACACCAUUAUUAAGAAAGUAUAAUUAAAAUGAUAUGUUUAAUUUUAAUAAAUGUCAUUACUGGGAGUAUUGUGUGAGUCAGUAGAAUAGAACUCUCAACUGAAAUUGGGUGAUAUGAAUUACUUGAAUAUACAACAGGAGUGUCUCGGUGUGUAUUUGCACUGUAGUAUUCAAAAUUCUGUUCACAGUUUCUUCAGAAAUCCUUGUUGGAAGAUUCCCACUAUCAGGAGCGAAUAAGCAGAAAUUUGGGAUCCCUCCAACCAGGAUUUCGCCACCUUAAUUUGCAGUGUGUUCAAUCAGUCUAGAAUGAGAUCUCUAAAGCCUCGUUCACACUGCAGGCCUUAAUGCUCAAAUUAGCUGGGGGUUUUUUUCAAGUCCGUUUUCGAAGACCUUUUUGUCCAAACAGCAAGUUGCAACUGACCAAAUCAGGUGUGUGUGUUCAGACGGAAGUCGUUUGCUCGUAUGGCUAUGCUAGUUGUCAUAGUAACGACGGGUGUGUGUGUUCAGACGGAAAUCGUUCGCUCGUAUGGCUAUGCUAGUUGUCAUAGUAACGACGGGUGUGUGUGUUCAGACGGAAAUCGUUCGCUCGUAUGGCUAUGCUAGUUGUCAUAGUAACGACGUGUGUGUGUGUGUGUGUGCACAGGUGUUUAGGCUGAUUAGUGGUGGUGCUUGUGCUUCCUAUCACACAGAAGUUAUGACAACAAUGGAUAUUUCCCCGUUGCUCUGAAUGUCCAAAAUCAAAAUGUAAGUCCACUUUUCGAUGAACCAACUUGAAAAAACGAGUCCUUUUUUGUUGUCUAGCCACAGCAGUCAACUAGCUAGCUAGCUAGUUAGCUAGUUAACUAUUUUGUUUGUGAACAAUUAACACGCUAGUUAGCUUGAACAUGUUCUUGUCGAACUGUCAACAGAGCAGCUGGCAAACACACGCAGUACCAGUCAAAGGUUUGGACACCAACUCAUUCCAGGGUUUUUCUUCAUUUAUUUUUGUAGAAUAAUAUUGAAGACAUCAAAACUAAUUAAAUAACACAUAUGGAAUCAUGUAGUAACCAAAAAAGUGUAAAACAAAUCUAAAUAAUGACUCGUAAAAACCACUUGACGCCAAAUAAAGUCACAUGGCCAAGUUUGUUUGAAAUGUGGCUGCAAGGAAAAAGAACAUUUGAAUCAGAUAUGCACAUUUUGUUUUUGAGUAACUAAAAACUGGCAAUGUAAACAAGGCUUUCCAAUCUUCCAGAAUGGGUGAAUCUGAACAUAAUUUCAUUCAGACAAGAUGAAUACUAGUGGUCUUUUGGGCAGAAAAAAAAGUUGCAUCAAAUGUAUUUACAUAUUUGAGGAAGUAUUCAUACCCCUUGACUUAUUCUACAAUUUGUUACAGCCUGAAUUUAAAAUUGAUUAAAUAUCUAUACACAAUAUCCCAUAAUGACAAGGUGAAAACAUGUUUGUACAAUUCUUUCAAAUAUAUAUUGAACAUUUUAAAUAUGGAAAUCUCAUUUAAGUAUUCACAAUCCUGGGUGAAUACAUGUUAGAAUCACCUUUAGUAGUGAUUACAGCUGUGAGUCUUUCUGGGUACGUCUCUAAUAGCUUUACACACCUGGAUUGUACAAUAUUUUCCCCCUUUUUUUUUUCUUAAAAUUCUUAAAUUGGUUGUUGAUCAUUGCGAGAUGACCAUUUUCAAGCAGAUUUAAGACACACUAACUAGACCACUCAGGAACAUUCACUGUCUAAUUGGUAAGCAGCUCCGCUCUAUAUUUGGCCUUGUGUUUCAGGUUAUUUAGGACCUGCUGAAAGGUGAAUUCCUCUCCAAGUGUCUGGUGGAAAGCUAACUGAACCAGGUUUUCGUCUAGGAUUUUUACCUGUGCUUAGCUCCGUUUCUUUAUUUUUAUCCUGGAUCUCGCCAGUCCUUAACGAUUACAAUCAUACCCAUAACAUGAUGCAGCCACCACUAUGUUUUUUGAAAAUAUGAAGAGUGGUACUCCAGUUGUAUGGAUUUGCCCCAAACAUAACACUGUGUUUGGGACAAAAGUUGUAGUUGUGACUUGUAAGAUGUGUCAGGCUUUCAGAUGCUUUUGUUUUGUUCCUCUGCCCAGGUGAUGAAUCAAUGAUUUGAAUUUGAAUGGAUUUUUCUUUACGAAGGAAAAUCCAUGUUUCGUUUAGGCUGUCCUUCUGUCUUGCAGGUGCAGCUACAGCCGUCUGUGAGACCCACAGGCUCUACGUCCCAAAUGACAUUUCCCUAUAUAGUGCACUUCUUUUGACCAGAGCUAAUGCACUAUGUAGGGAAUAGGGAUUCAUUUGGGACAUAUUCUUCUGUUAUCACCAUGUCUGUAUGCUUGCUUGUUCGCUACCAACAUUUCAAUUUAACAUUCAAAGUAACAUGAAAGUAGCUACUUUCAUUUGAUAGAAGCAUUCCCCCCCCAAAAAAACUUUUCUACAUUUUCUUUCUUAAUGCUAUUAAAAUUGUAUUUCUUAUUUACAAAGUUAGUGUAUAAAAUGUUGGAAGAGAUUAGUUGUUCAUUUCGAAGACAAACAAAUAUUAAAGUGCAAAAUUAGUUU